Molecule: messenger RNA, 2116 nt
Organism: Artibeus jamaicensis (Jamaican fruit-eating bat)
Lineage: Eukaryota; Metazoa; Chordata; Mammalia; Chiroptera; Phyllostomidae
Gene: FOXI1
Product: forkhead box I1
Exons: 2
Coding region: 72-1223 (383 amino acids)
Biological process (GO): anatomical structure morphogenesis; cell differentiation; regulation of transcription by RNA polymerase II
Molecular function (GO): DNA-binding transcription factor activity, RNA polymerase II-specific; RNA polymerase II cis-regulatory region sequence-specific DNA binding
Source: RefSeq, a predicted model, not a curated record
CAGCUUUCCGAGCAGGUGCCAGCAGGUGUCCGCGGAGAGUCCAGCAGAGUCCGGCAGAGUCCAGCUCCACCAUGAGCUCCUUCGAUCCUUCAGGGCCGUCGCCCCCAAGGGGAAACCCGCAGUUCCCCAGCAUCGGCCAGGAGCCUCCGGAGGUGAACGUGUACUAUGAGAACGUCUUCCACCCACAGGGCCUGCCGGCCCCUCAGCGGAACCCCUCCUUCGAGGCGGGCAGUGAGUACGGGGCCACGGGGGCCACCGGGGCCACAGCUAACCCCUACGUCUGGUUCAACGGGCAGUCUAUGGCCCCGCAGCCCUAUGUGCCGAAUCCCAGCCCCGGCCCCUACAUGCCACAGGCCUAUGGGGUGCAGAGGCAGAUGCUUCCCGGUAUGCCCGGCAUGGGGGGUGGCGAGGUGGGCUGGAUGCCCAUGCCGUCCCAGGAGGAGCUGAUGAAGCUGGUGCGGCCCCCGUAUUCCUAUUCGGCCCUCAUUGCCAUGGCUAUUCACGGUGCUCCGGAGAAGCGCCUCACUCUCAGCCAGAUCUACCAGUACGUGGCCGACAACUUCCCUUUCUACAACAAGAGCAAGGCGGGCUGGCAGAACUCCAUCCGCCACAACCUGUCUCUCAACGACUGCUUCAAGAAGGUGCCCCGUGACGAGGACGACCCAGGCAAAGGGAACUACUGGACCCUGGACCCCAACUGCGAGAAGAUGUUCGACAACGGGAACUUCCGCAGGAAGAGGAAGAGGAAGGCGGAUGCCUCCUCUGCCGCGAGCUCCCCGGCCCCGGAGAAGAUGAAGGGCAGUCCCCUGGCGGCCAGCGCCAAGGCCGCCACCCCGCCGGGCGUCGCCAGCUCCCCGAAGCAGCAGCUGGCCGUGGCCCCGCCCAGCACCCCCUGCCUCAACAGCUUCUUCUCCUCUAUGACCACCCAUGUGAAUGGGCCGGGCCCCGUGAGCCGCCCGGUGGUGGCCCCAGGCCUGAGCCCCGAGUCUGCCGACAAGAUGGGGCAGAAUCUGGUGAAUUUCAACACCUAUGCCCCACUCACCAACCUGGGCAGCUACGGGGCCCCCCUCGCCAACCAGGGGGUGGGAGCUGAGUGGGCCAACCCCAUGCCCGCUAACACUCUGGGCUACGGAGGUGCUGUGGUCAGCCAGGUCGGCCCUCCUUUCUAUGGCAGUGACGACACCAACAACGUCUUCUACCCCGCGGAGGGCACCGGCAUUUAAAACGGAGCCCUCCAAAGCCAGAGGGGCAUGCUGAGGCCCUGCUGGCCAGCACCCCUGUUGUCCAUACCUCUCAACUGACCCGACAGACACAGGAUGCUCAGAGUUCUCUAUCCUGUUUCUAGAAGGUCACACUAACCUCUUGUUUGUCCUAUAUACCUGAGCACAUUCCUGCCAACUUUGCAAUGGAAGUGCUGGUGCUGGGUUAACAGUAACUGUGGCGGCCAUUCGUUGAGUACCUACUGUGUGCUGGGAGCCUGAGCAAGCUCUUUGAAGGCAUGGCCACACUUACUAUGUACAGUUACCUUAUGGGGUUCAUAUGAACUUCCUCCUUUAAUAGAUAAGAAAACUGGGGUUUUAGAAAGUUAAGUAACUCUCCCGGGGUCACACAAACCAGGAAGGGGCAGAGCUAGGGGUACCUCCACUGCCCCCUGGUCAUCCCGCAAAGCUUAGCCCCAGUCCUGGGCACAGCUGGUCCGUUUCCAAGUUAUUCUGUGGCCCCCACCUUCUCUGCAGACCCUCCCGUUGCUGGGAGGGAAAGUGAAGCUGUGCCCCCACAGGACGGUGUGUCCAGCCCAUCCCCACAGAGGGGCAUUGCUUACCCAGCCCCGGAGCGGCGCACCCCGAGUCCCCCACCCCAGGGCUACCCACCUGCAAGCCCUUGUGUAGAACAACUUCUCGGGUGCAUGUCAUGGGCCAGUGAGCGAGAGGUGGCCGAGUCUUCCAAGAGAAACAGGGCCGAACAGGCACUUCUGCUUUCCUAGCCCGGGAGAGGUGACUGCCUGGGAGACGGGACCACCACCUGCACCCGCCGCCCGGGGGUCUGGGGGGGAUUUUUCUUGCUUUUUAUUGUAUUUUUGCAUGCCUGAUCUCUUGUCAUAACAUACCUUGGGAAA